CGGUGGUAUUUAGUGGGCCUCUUCCCACCCUCCGAGCCGAAGGGCCCCCUAAUUCUUCCCUAAUUCUUCCCUCUUCCCUGAUCUCUUUCCCCCCCCAAACCCGGAACCAAAUUUUCUUUUCUCCCUUCCCCUCCCCCCCCAGGUCUUUCCUUCCCACCACCACGACACUACCGCCACCCCCCCAUCACCAUCAUGACCGCUAAGCACGAUUCCGAGGCCACCGUGGCCGUAAACAUCGAGGAGCUCCGUAAUUCCAAGGAUGCUGUCAUCAUGCGCCUCAUGGCGCUGCAAUCCUACAUUGCCGACCUGAGCAAGGCCUACGUUGAGCACGUCAACAAUGUCAUCAACGGUGACUCGGCCACGAUUGACAUUCCCGCUAUGCCCACCGGUCUGACCUUCCACGCGGAGGCCGCCCGCGCUGCUAGCCCCGGUGUCAAGUCCGAGGCUGGCGGUCCGAAGAAGCGCAAGCGUGCGCCGGUGGACCCCAACGCCCCCAAGCGUGCCCUGACUCCUUACUUCCUGUACAUGCAGCAAAACCGCACCAAGAUCGCCGAGGAUCUGGGUGGCAGCGCCAAGCCCAAGGAUGUUGCCGACGAGGGUACUCGUCGCUGGCAGACCAUGGACCCCAAGGAGAAGGAGAUCUACAAGUCGCAGUACCUCGAGAACUACGAGGCGUACAAGCGCGACAUGGCCGCUUACAAGGCCGGUCGCAAGACGGGCGAUGACGAUGCUGCCAAUGACCAGCUCCAACAGAGCAUUGCCGGUAUCAACGCAGUGUCCGAGUCCUCGGACGACGAGACCUCCGAAUCCGAGGAGGAAGAGGUUGAGGAGGAAUCUCCGUCCCCGCCUCAGCCCGUGAAGCAGAAGACCCCUCCUAAGAGCGCCGGCGCUAAGCGCCGUCGUAGCGACGUCAAAGCCGUGAAGGAGGUUGCCGAGUCUCCCGUUAAGCCCGCUUCACCCGUGAAGAAGGGCCGUAAGGCCGUCGAAGUUCCUUCGGUCAAGUCUACCCCCGCAGAGACUAAGCGCCGGACCAAGAAGCGCAAGAGCGAGGUUUAAGUGAUGGAGAGGUAAACCGUGACUGUGCACAUGAAGAAGAGUUAAAGAGGUAUAUGACGCGAUUUCUUAUUGGCCGUGAUUUUCGGGUUACCUAGGAAGGGGGAGGGAGUCAUUUUCAUUUCGUUUCACUUUCUCGUUGAUUUUUCGCUUUGGAGAAGAAUCCGGGGUUCCCACGGGCGGGGGAAGCGUGCAAGUCUUUGGAGACUUUGAUGGCGAGGGCGUUGGUGUCAAAAGUUGUAAUUAUGGAGCUUUGAUUGAUCCGUCUUGGGGUGGAGGUCGGAUAUCCCAAACCUCCCCCUCCUGACUCCCAAGCUUCCCCUACGCUACGAGGCUCCGAAAUCACCACUCUUGUCGGUCUACCGAGAAUAUGGAUUCCGUCGAAAGGAAGAGAAUAAAGAAGCCUAUAACCAAGGCGGAUACAAGCCUCAUUCAACCCAAAAUAAUAAAGUCCAUUUCGUGUUUCCCUUUA
Messenger RNA from Penicillium brasilianum, 1525 nucleotides. The record is from the annotation of a GenBank genome assembly. Lineage: Eukaryota; Fungi; Ascomycota; Eurotiomycetes; Eurotiales; Aspergillaceae.